Messenger RNA from Agrilus planipennis (emerald ash borer), 3091 nucleotides. Its product is annotated as sphingosine kinase 2. The record is from RefSeq and is a predicted model, not a curated record. The transcript has 2 exons. The coding region runs from base 203 to 1984 and encodes 593 amino acids. Gene Ontology annotation, cellular component: cytoplasm; intracellular membrane-bounded organelle; membrane. Gene Ontology annotation, biological process: sphingosine biosynthetic process. NCBI's taxonomy places the organism in Eukaryota, Metazoa, Arthropoda, Insecta, Coleoptera, Buprestidae.
UUUGAUUAAUUUUAGUUAUGAUAAGAUUAAGAUUUUAGUAUAAUAAUAGUCGUUGAGUUUAGUGCUUGUAUUUUUGAUGUGUUGUUAAUAAUUAGUAAAUUUUUACGUUCAGUAUGUCUAACAUAAAGUCCAAAAACAAUUUCAUGUCUAGUAGGUAAUUUAAAUAAUUCUUAUUGAACUUAAAAUGCGUUACUUAUAAAAUAUGGCAGGAUCUAGAGAAGAAAAAUGUGAAAAUUUAAAUCAAAGUGAAACGUUGCUUGAAGAAACUUUUUACGUUUUAUCUAAGAAGAAAUCAGUCUUCCGUGUAAAACUUUCAAAAUUAGGGUUAUGUUUAAUAAAUGAAAGCGAAGAAUUAAUAAAGGAACAGUUGAUUUCGAUUAAUGAUAUAAUAGGAUGCCGUUGUUUACGAAGUAAAAAGCAGAAAAACAGUUGUGCAUGUCAGUCUUUAGCACGAACAAGUUCUAUUAAAGUGGUUGAUGAAAAAUCUGGUGAUCAUGAUGAUGAAGAUAUAAGUGCUUAUUUGUAUAUCUAUGCAUACAUUCUACAAAAUAAUGGAAGUAACAUACAUAGGGAUCGAACAAUAAUAACUUUACGUUUUCGAUCAUUUGAUAAGUAUGAGGAUAAUUAUAAAGAAGCGCAGAGAUGGAGAACAGUUAUAAAGAAACUAUUAAAUGGUGAAUCAAUUGAGAAAAAGAAUAUUUUCGAAUUUGGGGCAAUUAUUCCAUUGAAAGAGGACAGGAGACUUCUGUUUUUAUUAAAUCCUAAGAGUGGAGCAGGACGAGGUCGUGCUCUCUUUCAGAAAAAAGUAGUUCCUAUCUUGCAAGAAGCUGAGGUUCCUUAUGAUUUGCAAAUAACAAAAUAUGCAAACUAUGCUCGAGAAUUUAUGAGAACUGCUAAUGUUUUUCAGUGGACCACAGUUGUUGCUGUGGGAGGUGAUGGUAUAUUAUUCGAGGUCCUUAAUGGUGUGUUUGAAAGACCCGACUGGUUGGAAGUUCUAAAUCGCAUUGUUUUUGCCAUUAUACCUAGUGGUUCGGGAAAUGGGCUUGCUCGUACCAUCGCACACCAGUUUUCUGAACCUUAUCAUCCACAUCCAACUCUUGCCGCUACCUUAGCUUUAGUGAAGCGACAUGUUGAACCGAUGGAUAUUGUUCGAGUUGAGACACGUUCCAAAAUUAUGUUUUCAUUCCUGUCGGCAGGUUGGGGUUUGCUUUCGGAUAUUGAUAUCGAAAGCGAAAGUUUACGAAUGCUUGGUGGCCAGAGAUUUACCUUAUGGUCGCUAGCGCGACUCAUAGGUUUACGUAGUUAUACAGGAAAAGUAUCCUACUUACCUCUCGAUGAACGGCAACAGCAACAGUUACCAAAAAUGAGUACAAAAACCUCGGUUGAUCCUGCGAACGUGGAUUUUCCUGAUGAAGUUCUUUUAGAAACAGCAGAAAUGCGUACUAGAUUAGGUUCAUGGUAUAGCGCUGCUUCCCGCCGCAGUGCCUAUUUCUCUAUGGUUGGUAGUGUGUAUCAGUCAACUACUGGAAGUAAUAAUGAGGAGGAUGAGGAAAACGGCACUAAGACUCCUUUGGUGUAUGGUCCUGGGUCUCAAGUGGCAGCACUGACCGCACCAGUUCCAGACAAUUGGGUUUGUCUUGAAGGUCAGUUUGUUAUGGUGCAUGCAUCCUACCAAAGUCAUUUGGGUGAAGAUUGCCUUUUUGCUCCUCGAUCUAAAUUGAAUGAUGGUAUCAUAUGGUUGUUAAUAGUGCAUGCAAAAGCAACUCGAUCGCAAUUAUUGCAUUUUUUGCUGGGCCUAAGCACAGGAGCACACGCAACUUCGAAAGACGCAAGUGGAAGUAUAGAGCUGGUACCUUGUCUGGCAUUUCGCAUCGAACCAGAUGUAAGUGAACAAGGUUACAUUACAGUGGAUGGUGAGCAUGUGGAAUAUGGCCCCAUACAGGCUGAAAUUUUCGCGGGAUUAUCUCGGAUUUUGGUUCCAUGAUCGAAGGACCCCGGUGUUUGUGGAAACCCGGAAAGAAAAGCCAAAAAGAGGUCGUCGUUAGGUAUUGUGGGAUUGUUAUCAUCAGCGGAACCUCUUCUUGUGAGGAUGGACAGUUUUUAAGAGAAGCCCGGAUUUAUAUUUAGUGGUUUCCUUUAAUUGCUUCAUAUUCACACAUUUCUCAUUACGACUUUAGUUGGAUUGGUAUUGGAGAAAGUUCGUUUACUAAUAUAUUUUCCGGUAGGUAAGUUGUAUUUACAGUUAAGUAAAAGGGAUGACAAAAAAUGCGUUUUAUUUUUUUAAUAUGGUAAUAUUUAAACUUCUAUUAAAACUGAGUGCUAGAUCUUUCAACAAGAUCUUAAAAAAUGAAACAGUAUCAUAAAUACCGCUAGCGCGAUGUCAGAAGCGAGAGAGAAUGGUGCCGAGAGGCUCAGGCCCGGCAGAUCAUCUUCGGCUCCGGUGGGUAGUUGACUUUACGCAAUCUGGAUGAUUGAAUAAUGUUGAAACUAUUAUAUGACACUACUAAUACCAAUUAAUCAAUUUUGCAUUUUAUAUAUCCUAUUUCGCCUAUAUUUUUCAUGUUGAUCGUUUUGUUUAAGAUUAACCCUUAACCCUUAAUAGCUGAUAUUCCCGACUUAAUGUUUCUAAUAACGCGAGGAAUUGUUUGCGCGGUUCAAAAGUAAGUAAACAUUGGUACAAACAUUUGCAAGUCACUUUGAUAAAAGUAAAAGUAUGUAUAAGUAAAUAUAACAAAAAGGUUGGAGUAAAAUAGCUUUUAAUGCAUUCACGUUAUAUCGAUACGGGAUAGCAAGAGUUGCGACUAUACAGUACGCAUGCGUAACAAUGGGCUUCUCGCCAGCGUUCUCUUUCCUAGUGUUGCGGUAGAGUUAGUAUAGAGGUAGAUGAGGAUUAUGCGCUCUGUUGUAUCUCUACGGUUAAACCACUUGCAUUUAAGUAUGUAUUGACCAUUUUUAUUUAAAUACUGACUUUAUUUGAAUACUGACCAUUUAUAUUUCAAUACUAACUGUUUAUGUUUAAAUACUGAUCACCAAAGGGGAUACUGACCAUAUAGAUUUAAAAAAUAGCCAAAAGGAAUUGAAAUACUAACCA